Xylona heveae TC161 is the source of this 723-nucleotide messenger RNA. Its product is annotated as Molybdopterin biosynthesis MoaE. The record is from RefSeq and is a predicted model, not a curated record. Gene Ontology annotation, molecular function: molybdopterin synthase activity. Gene Ontology annotation, cellular component: cytosol. The transcript is spliced from 2 exons. Gene Ontology annotation, biological process: Mo-molybdopterin cofactor biosynthetic process. Bases 100 to 621 code for a protein of 173 amino acids. NCBI's taxonomy places the organism in Eukaryota, Fungi, Ascomycota, Xylonomycetes, Xylonales, Xylonaceae.
CAGGCAAGGCACUUGACCAUUUCCCAUGAAUUAACAAGACAGCUUUAUAUUAUUUCCCCAGCAUCUAUCAAUCUGUUAAGUUGUUGGCGCGCGCACACAAUGGCAGACUCCACCGAGCAAACACUAUUCAUACUUGCAGAAGAGGGCAUCCAUGUGGAGCUCACCCGCGCGCAUCUCGAUGCCGGCGCUGUCAUGAAUAAAGUGAAGAGCCCCAAGGCCGGCGCAAUUGUGCUUUUUGCCGGAACGACAAGAGACAACUUCAAUUCCAAGCCAGUCAAGGAGCUCCAAUACACCGCGUAUCCGCCUCGGGCGCUGCAAACGCUGCUUACAAUCGCGCGGACGAUGAAGGAGAACCACGGCUUGCAAGGGAUUGCGCUUAUUCACAGACUAGGCGUCGUGCCGAUUGGCGAAGAAAGCAUAUUGAUCGCGGUGUCUGCGCCGCAUCGGCAGGCGGCGUGGCGGGCGGGGGAAGAGGCGCUGGAAGAAUGUAAAGCGAAAGCGGAAAUAUGGAAGCUGGAGGAGUUUGGCGGGGAUGAGGGCGGCGUGUGGCGAGCGAAUCGGGAUGGAGCGGAGGGCGUGAGGGUGGAUAGUAAAGAGGAGAGGAUUGAUGGGUUUGCUUGAACGGGGGAAACAUGUCAGGGCGUCGUGGCAGUCACUGCAUCGCGCAGACAGAAGCACCACGGAGACAGAAAGCUGUUCAGGUAGGCAGACUCUACUGGGCCU